UUUUUUGGCCGCACAUGCUUUGUUCGUGCGCAAGAUAAUAAGCUGUCGCGUCAAAGCCUGUCCGUCACCUACAAAAUUGGAGUUGCAUGUGAUUGAACGUUAACAUUCCAACAGUCAUCCACGAAUUGCGAUAAUAUGGCGGUCCAAUGGCAGAAACGGUUUGAUGAAUGUUGGGCCACGUCAUGCUAUGGUGCUGCCUCUUGCUGCGCGUUUUUUGCUUUGUCGGCUAAAAUAUGGCAGCGCAGGAUACAAAGUCAUAUCGCUUAAGCAUGUAUUUUGUUCCCUAUUUAGCGCAAAGGGCCCAGAAUCUUCUCCUGUCCUAGAAGUCAUCGAUAAUAUCUUGCCAUUUGUACCACGGGUGGGCAUUGAAUUGCUUCACAUAGGAGCAGAAUACGUAUGAGGUUAUGCAUAGAAGCACUCGGUACAGCACUCAAGGAUUUGCUGGGCGUGAUGGUGUGCGGUGUGCCGGUGGCACAUUGGCAUAGGAUCGAGUUCAGCGACGGGGAUCAAGUUCGGCCAAAGUCAUAAGAUCGAGUUUGUUUUUGAUCUGCUAAGCCGUAUAUCAUGGUCAAACAGGAAGAGUACUGAGUGGAUGUGGAAAACAACGCAUGCGCUACUAUGUGCUAGCGCUGAUU
Messenger RNA from Suillus subalutaceus, 635 nucleotides. RefSeq lists its product as uncharacterized. The transcript has 2 exons. The record is from RefSeq and is a predicted model, not a curated record. Bases 164 to 400 code for a protein of 78 amino acids. Lineage: Eukaryota; Fungi; Basidiomycota; Agaricomycetes; Boletales; Suillaceae.